GAUCCGGAUGAGGAGAGUCUGAGGGGAAGUUUGUCCGACGCCGCCGCCGGGGACCGUUUGAGAAGUCGCCGCCGCCGCCGCCCGGAAAGCGGGAGCCUUUGCCCCGCCGCCGCCAUGGGGAACCGGGGGAUGGAGGAGCUGAUCCCUCUGGUGAACAAGCUGCAGGACGCGUUCAGCUCCAUCGGGCAGAGCUGCCACCUCGACCUGCCGCAGAUCGCCGUGGUGGGCGGCCAGAGUGCCGGCAAGAGCUCCGUGCUCGAGAACUUCGUCGGCCGAGAUUUCCUUCCCCGGGGCUCUGGCAUCGUUACCCGACGGCCUCUCAUCCUCCAGCUCAUCUUCUCCAAGACAGAGUAUGCUGAAUUCUUGCACUGCAAAUCGAAAAAGUUCACAGACUUUGACGAGGUGCGGCAGGAGAUCGAGGCGGAGACGGACCGUGCCACGGGGACCAACAAGGGCAUCUCCCCUGUCCCUAUCAACCUGAGGGUCUACUCUCCGCAUGUCUUGAACCUGACCUUGAUCGACCUCCCGGGCAUCACCAAAGUGCCUGUGGGAGACCAACCACAGGACAUCGAGUACCAGAUCAAGGAUAUGAUCCUGCAGUUCAUCAGCCGUGAGAGCAGCCUGAUUCUUGCUGUGACCCCAGCCAACAUGGACCUGGCCAACUCGGAUGCCCUCAAGAUGGCUAAGGAGGUUGAUCCUCAAGGCUUGCGGACCAUCGGUGUGAUCACGAAACUGGACCUCAUGGACGAAGGCACUGACGCCAGGGACAUCCUGGAGAACAAGUUGCUACCUCUGAGGAGAGGUUACAUCGGGGUAGUGAACCGGAGCCAGAAGGACAUUGAUGGCAAGAAGGACAUACGGGCUGCUCUGGCAGCCGAACGCAAGUUCUUCCUCUCGCAUCCAGCCUACCGGCACAUGGCAGACCGCAUGGGCACCCCGCACCUGCAGAAAGUCCUCAACCAGCAAUUGACCAACCACAUUCGGGAGACCCUGCCCUCACUACGCAGCAAGCUCCAGAGCCAGCUGUUGUCCCUGGAGAAGGAGGUGGAGGAGUACAAGAAUUUUCGCCCCGAUGACCCCACACGCAAAACCAAAGCCUUGCUCCAAAUGGUCCAGCAAUUUGGGGUGGACUUUGAGAAGCGGAUUGAAGGCUCCGGCGACCAGGUGGACACACUGGAGCUUUCAGGCGGUGCCAGAAUAAACCGCAUCUUCCACGAGCGCUUCCCCUUUGAGCUGGUGAAGAUGGAAUUUGAUGAGAAGGACUUGAGGCGAGAAAUCAGCUAUGCAAUUAAAAACAUCCAUGGUGUAAGGACGGGGCUCUUCACACCAGACUUGGCAUUCGAGGCCAUUGUGAAAAAGCAGGUGGUGAAGCUGAAAGAGCCUUGUCUGAAGUGUGUCGACUUGGUUAUUCAGGAGUUAAUCAAUACAGUUAGACAGUGUACCAGUAAGCUUGGCUCCUACCCAAGGUUACGAGAGGAGACAGAGAGGAUUGUUACCACCUACAUCAGGGAACGGGAAGGGAAAACAAAGGACCAGAUUCUCCUGUUGAUCGACAUUGAGCUCUCUUACAUCAACACAAACCAUGAGGACUUCAUUGGAUUUGCCAAUGCUCAGCAAAGAAGCACUCAGAUGAACAAGAAACGAGCCAUCCCAAAUCAGGGGUCCUUCCUUCCCUUCGCCAGAAAAUCUGUGAUCCGCAGGGGCUGGCUGACGAUCAACAACAUCAGCAUCAUGAAAGGGGGCUCUAAGGAGUAUUGGUUUGUGCUGACGGCUGAGUCACUGUCCUGGUACAAAGAUGAGGAGGAAAAGGAGAAGAAAUACAUGUUGCCUUUGGAUAACCUGAAAAUCCGGGACGUGGAGAAAGGCUUCAUGUCAAACAAGCAUGUCUUCGCCAUCUUUAAUACAGAGCAAAGGAAUGUCUAUAAAGAUCUCCGUCAGAUUGAGCUGGCCUGUGACUCCCAGGAAGACGUGGACAGCUGGAAAGCCUCCUUCCUCCGGGCCGGCGUCUACCCUGAGAAAGACCAACAGACUGAGAACGAGGACGGCGUCCAAGAGAACACCUUCUCCAUGGACCCACAGCUGGAGCGGCAGGUGGAGACCAUCCGCAACCUUGUUGACUCCUAUGUGGGCAUCAUCAAUAAGUCCAUCCGUGACCUCAUGCCAAAGACCAUAAUGCACCUCAUGAUUAACAAUACCAAGGACUUCAUUCACUCAGAGCUGCUGGCCUACCUGUACUCGUCUGCCGACCAGAACAGCCUGAUGGAGGAGUCAGCCGACCAGGCCCAGCGCAGGGAUGACAUGCUGCGCAUGUACCAUGCCCUCAAGGAGGCCUUGAAUAUCAUUGGCGACAUCAGCACCAGCACGAUCUCCACACCUGUCCCACCCCCUGUGGAUGAUACAUGGCUGCAGACCGGGAGCAGUGGGCACAGCCCUCCGCUGCAUCGCCGGCCUCUAUCUGCUGUGCUGCCACCUGGCAGGCCCCCAGCUGUGAGGGGCCCAACGCCAGGGCCACCCUUAAUCCCCAUGCCUGCUGGGGGCCCUUCAUCCUUCACUGCUCCCCCUAUACCCUCACGGCCCGGACCUCAGAACGUAUUUGCUGCUAACAAUGACCCCUUCUCAGCCCCUCCUCAGAUCCCAUCGCGGCCGGCACGCAUCCCCCCUGGCAUCCCACCUGGCGUGCCCAGCAGAAGACCCCCCGCGGCACCGAACCGGCCAACCAUUAUCCGCCCGGCCGAGCCCUCCCUGCUAGACUAACUCUCUGGGGGGGCGUGUCCAAGCGACUCCGUGUGCCUGGUGUGGCUUCCCCCCCACAUACACAUCUGCCACUUUCAUUUGCCAUUAGGGGAGUGGGGAGGGGAAACUCAGUUUAAUCCAUGUUACAAAGGUUACCACCAUGAUUGAGCCACAGCUGGUUCUUAUACCCACAGCAGUGCCAGCCUCCCUCUCCUGGGUGAGAGCGCAGGCAUGGCAGGUGUUGGUUGUACAUACUGAUUGCACCAGUUUGGGAUGGGCUCUGUGCUCCUGGUCCUGCCUCCCCUCCUCUCUCCCCAUCUCUCUGCUGUUCCUACACUAGGAAAUGGGCAAUUGGCAUUAAUGAUGUGGGGGGGGGAAUCUGCCAGCCCCCCACGGCAGAUCCCUCACAAUAGGAUGGAUCCACUCCGCGCCCUGGCGUGGAACAAGCAGUGGAGCCUCCUGUUUGUCUCUUUGGGUUGAAUAUUGCACUUUGUUGGAGUGGAGGGAACCACAUAUUUGACAACCCCACCCCCCUCUGGCCUCAGGGUUGCCUGAAUGUGUGGGACAUUGAGAGGAGAGCUCUGAACUGGGGACUGUCUCCUUGCCUUUGCCAUGUGCAGAAUCUCUUUCCGCUGCCUCUUGGGCAGAUCAGAUUGAUCUCCGGCUUCCUCUUCCCUCCUGACACCCAGAAUUUUUUUUGUAUUGUUUAAUAUAUUCUAUAUGAAACUGAUUUCCACCCCACCCUGCCCUAAACCCAAUUUUUUUUUUUUUUUUUGGCUAAACUGAUCAUAGUCUAUAUUUCAGUUUUAUAGCUUUGAGGAAAAUUUAUAUAUGGAGGAUGGGACUGCAAAUAGCCGUGUUGCUAAUAAAUCUAAUUCACCGCAAACGGGGGCAGAUGAUCCAGGCUAGUCCUUUUGGCUGGAGGCACCAGUCAGCAGGGAAACCUCAGGUAUUUCUCAAGGGGUAACAGGGUUUGGAGGGAGCUAUUAAAGCAGCACUGUGCUGUAUGCAGCAUUCAUAACCUUUGGUAAUAACCAGCUAUAUCUGAAGCGGGUUUGAGUCCCACACAGGUCAGGAGAGGAGAAGGGAGAGCCAGGAUCUGGGAGGCAGGGAUUCGUAUCUCAGUUGUCUUCCCAACCCACUGGGGCAGCUUAUGCUUCUGGGAGAGCUCCCUGUGUCCCUAGGCACCACUACGGCAGCUUAGCUGGUGUCCAUGGAGGAGCAGAGAGAGCUGUCAGAGCCCUAGUAUGUCCUGUGGCUGGGAGCAAAGCACGUAACUGCCAGCAGGGGCUGACUCCAAGCAAAGGUUCACAUGGCCAUGGUGUGACACAGCAUCCAAGAGAGGCUGCAUGCCCCAUGAGGAGAUCAUUGCCACUCCGCUGGGAGGAGGCUGCUUGCAGGGGACUUGUUUCGCCAUUACAAAGGGUGCUCGGGAGAGCCCAUGUGCCUCUAGUCCCCAUAUCCCCUGCAUCCCCUGCUCCUGUAACUUAGCCUGCAGUGCCUUCUCAGCUGUCUCAGCAACAUGCCUGGCUGUGGUCAACACAGAGGUUAUACAUACUGUUAGAGAUAGUCUGAUGUGGAAAAACUCCUAUCCCCUGGGUGGCUUCUAGCUCAACCCCUGCUGUAAGCAAACCACUAAGGGUGGCACUAGGUGCCUAUCUCUCUGUGCCCACAGGGUCUGGAUCAGGUCGAUGCCUACCUGCCUUAAACACCCUUUUGUGUUAAUGUUACCAUAGCAGCCUGGUUCCUUUCUGCCUCCUGGCAAGGAAGGGCUCCAACUUGGGACGUAGGCAGCAGUUAAUAACUCCUCAGGAUACCACGCUGUGGCCACUGUGCCAGGGGACAGAGGGUGCCAAGGGCUGGGUGACAAACCACACCCCCUCUGCCCCCUCCUUGCAAGCCAUUGGCUGGUGUAACUUGGGUCUGACAGCUGGGAUGGUGUUGGUGCCCCCCAUCCCUGGAGCUAUAGCAAGGUCUCGCUAGCUUGGAAGGCAAGGCCGUUUCCUCCCUGCUACCAUCAGCUCUGAUCUCUCAGCCUUUCCAUGGUGCUAUGGCUAUUCUUGUGGCCUUCCCAGAGCUGCCCAAAGGCCCAGCUUGGGGUUGUUUGUUUUGGUUUUUGUUUUGUUUUGUUUUGUUUUGUUUUUUGUUUGGUUUUUUUUUUUGCCUCUACAAAAUGCAGCUGACUGUGCCUCCUGCUGGUGCUCACUGCUGUUAGCACUUGCAACACAGGACCCAGGACUUGCCCCUUCUCUCUCCUACUCCUUGGUUUGCCAAUGUGUAAGUGCCUCUGUUCUGUAUCCUAUUAAUAAACUAAAAAGAAAAAAAAUAAAGGGAAAAUUCUGCUGGUGAA
This is a messenger RNA of Alligator mississippiensis (American alligator), 5083 nucleotides long. RefSeq names its product dynamin 2 (gene DNM2). Gene Ontology annotation, cellular component: membrane; cytoplasm; microtubule. The record is from RefSeq and is a predicted model, not a curated record. Gene Ontology annotation, molecular function: GTP binding; GTPase activity; microtubule binding. Lineage: Eukaryota; Metazoa; Chordata; Crocodylia; Alligatoridae. Bases 115 to 2754 code for a protein of 879 amino acids. The transcript has 21 exons.